Messenger RNA from Meloidogyne enterolobii, 546 nucleotides. NCBI's taxonomy places the organism in Eukaryota, Metazoa, Nematoda, Chromadorea, Rhabditida, Meloidogynidae. The record is from the annotation of a GenBank genome assembly.
AUGACACAGAAACCCCCUAAUUUUCAAUCCCCCCUCUUACAUCCCCUUUUAAAAAUUUUUCAAACAGGACUAGAAAAACUCGAGAAUUCUAUCAAUGAAUUGGUACCCAACGACGAUGAGCGAAAACCGCUAGUCGAUGGAAGCAAUGAAAAUCAAGGCUCUGAUCAUGGAUGCUUUGAGGGAUGGCUAAACUAUAGAAAUGAGCUUUGUUUUUACGGUUCUCAGAUAGCAGGCAGCUUUUUUGAAGGGAGAGAACAAUGUGGACUUUUAAAUGCAAAUUUUACUUCUGUACAUAGUCUACGUGAAUUUAAAUUUAUUACUGACAAUUUUGAUUUGAAAGAAUAUUGGAUCGGUAUAGUUUAUGGAUCACCAAAUUUUGAAGAUGGAACUGAAGUAACUAUUUUAUAUGUUUAUGAGAUAGACAUGAGGACAGGACUAGCAGCAACUAGGGGCAGGGCUGUCAGUACUAUGAAGGACGGAUGUCACAAGCCAAGGAGAAUAACGUAUUUUUUCUUGUGGACAGCCCUUGAUGGGGAAUGGAUUUAA